Molecule: messenger RNA, 2382 nt
Organism: Aethina tumida (small hive beetle)
Lineage: Eukaryota; Metazoa; Arthropoda; Insecta; Coleoptera; Nitidulidae
Product: probable ATP-dependent RNA helicase DHX35
Exons: 11
Coding region: 308-2362 (684 amino acids)
Cellular component (GO): catalytic step 2 spliceosome; intracellular anatomical structure
Molecular function (GO): ATP binding; RNA binding
Source: RefSeq, a predicted model, not a curated record
UAGGCACAAUCGUUUACAUCUCUUUUCAGUGAUUUGUAGGUUAUGUGUGUUCUGUGGUCAACAGACUGUUUUUUAUGGUGUUUGGUGACUGCAUAUGACAAUAGCAAUACGAACGCUACAAACAAAAAUUUCCGAACCACAAUAAGUUAUUUAGGAAUUAAUUUUCAGAUUGCCAGAAAUUGUACAACAGUUUAUAAUUGGCAAAACUCAUAUGUGUCUUAUUUUAAUAACUUAUUGCAAAACACUGGUACAGGAAAAAGUAACCAGUUAUUCACAUGCAGGCUAAUCAUUCAAACAGAAAAUCGUAAUGAGUGAUUUUAAACCAAGAUUUAUUAAGCCCUCAGAAACUUCAAGUUUCCUAGACAGAAACGAAGCUAGAGCUAGCGAAACGACGGACUUCGUUUAUAAUAAAUUUAUAUCUCAGUCUAUUCAAACUCAGAGACAAAACUUGCCAAUAUUUAAAAGUAGGAACAGUAUACUUUAUUUACUCGAAAAGUUCCAAACUUUAAUCCUGGUGGGAGAAACUGGAUGUGGGAAAAGUACACAGAUACCACAGUAUAUGAUAGAGGCUAAUUGGCCCGGACAAAUAGGAGUAUGUGAACCUCGAAGGGUAGCAGCCAUAUCAUUGGCAAACCGAGUGGCGGAUGAAACCGACACCCUAGUACAACAGGAUAUGGUAGGAUACGCCGUAAGAUUCGACGCUUGCACGAACAACCCCAAAAUAAAAUACAUGACCGAAGGAAUACUAUUGAGGGAAAUGAUGUCAGAUCCUCUUUUGAAAAGUUAUUCUGCAAUAAUGCUGGAUGAAGUACACGAGCGGACAAUGUACACCGACAUACUAAUGGGCUUAAUGAAAAAAAUUUUGCGGAAAAGGCCCGAAUUACGUAUAAUAGUGGCUUCAGCUACAUUGGACGCCAAAGAACUUUUUGAGUUUUUCAAUCAUAAAAAUGGAACGAAUGAUUCGGCAGUUGUAUUAACCGUUUCAGGAAGACAAUUUCCAGUAGAAAUAUUUUAUACUGCAGAACCCGUUUCAUGUUAUGUACAAGCAACAGUGGAUACAGUUUUAAAAAUAAACUCGUCAAAAAGUGAAGGUGACAUUUUGGCUUUUCUAACGGGUCAGGAAGAAGUUGACCGGGCAGUUAGGUUGUUACGGGAACACGCCGACGUAAUUGAAAAUUCCAAUGGAAAGAACAAAAUGGAAGUUUUACCUUUGUACGGCUCGUUGCCAUAUCAUGAGCAACUCAAGGUAUUUAAGUCGGCUCAGAAAGGAUAUAGAAAAGUAAUAGUGUCAACAAAUGUAGCAGAAACAUCUGUCACCAUUCCAGGGAUUGUACAUGUUAUAGAUUGCGGAUUUGUAAAAACGUGUUGGUUUAACUGCGAGACACAUACGGACACACUAGUAAUCUUGCCAAUUAGUAAAGCCUCCGCAGAUCAAAGAGCAGGAAGAGCUGGUAGAAUGAGGGCUGGUAAAGUCUUUAGGUUGUAUACAGAAGAAUAUGCUGCAAAGCUGGCUGAUAACACACCUCCUGAAAUUGUUAGAACCAAUUUAACAUACGCUGUCUUACAACUUAAAGCUUUAGGCAUUCAUAACAUAUUGACAUUUAAAUUUCCCAGUCAGCCACAACUAAAAAAUUUGAGAAGUGCUUUAGAAAUUCUAUAUGCUUUAGAUGCCAUUGACUUGCAAGGGGAGUUGACAAAACCUUUAGGUUUUCAUUUGUCAGAAUUUGCCUUAAAUCCUUUAUACACCAAAGUUAUAUUAAGCUCAGGUGAAUUUGGGUGCUCAGAGGAAAUUUUAACAAUUAUUUCCAUGCUUCAAGUGGAAUGUAUUUUUACAAAACCAUCAUCGGGAAACAUGAUUGUAAAGUCUAGAAUCCAGAAGAGACAUUUUGAAGUUGAAGAGGGUGAUUUAAUAACAUAUUUAAAUGUGUUCAAUGGCUUUAUUCAAAGUGAUAAAUCUAGGGAAUUUUGUCACAAAAAUUUUAUUAACUAUAGGUCGUUAAAAAGGGUCGUUGAAAUUAGAGAGAGGCUCGAAAAAGUUAUGAAAAAUUAUGACGUACCAAUUAUAUCUUGUCAAAGAUACACAGAUGCUAUACGCAAAUGUUUAGUUAAAGGACUUUUCCCUAAUGCAGCAUACCUGCAUCAUAGUGGUGUGUAUAAAACUGUAAGAGGAGAUGUUGACUUAUAUGUUCACCCUGACAGUUGUUUAUAUACUAUUAAACAACCUCAAUGGGUAAUAUUUUGUGAAAUUAUUCAUACCACAAAAUUAUUUAUGAAAGACAUCACAGUAAUUGAAAGAGAUUGGCUCUUGGAACUGGCUCCCCACUUUUAUUACAAAACUUCAUUUAAGGAUUAUCUAGGUUAAAAUAAAAAUAAUUAAUCUUU